GAAUGCCGUCUCCAAUGCUUAAUUCCCAACUGAGGGCUGAGGAAGAGAAGCAAGAGCUCACACUUGUCUCCUCUGCACUGCUAAGCUGCCGCUGAAUGCUGGUCACAGGCUCUACAAGUGAGACGUUUUGCGUUUUUUUGCAACUGAGGCUGAUUUCGGGGCGGAAGUUGUCGGAAGAGAACUGGCAUUGCCUAGGUACGUACACCAAUUGUCUUCCGGCUGCUUCCGCGCUCCUUGAGUCGAAGCGUUCCCGGUAGCCUUGAAGUCAAAGAAGAGAUUCUGGAUCGGUAAUAGGGGCGCUAACAGGAAGUGAGCGGCAGCUGCUCCUGCCGCCGUGGGGGUGUGUUAGAGUAGGUCUGAGGAAGGAGGGACCCUGGCCCCUCUCCUGCCCUGGAGAACCCUGCUGGAGGAGUAGCGGCGUAAAGCCCUUGGCGGGGGCUUGCUGUGGUGCCUGGAGAUGGAGGAAGGUGCUGUAGAGUUGAGACAAAGAAAGAAGCCACUUGGCACUGAAACUGAAGAGGGAGCUCCAGAAGAUGAAAAUGAAGAAAGCAAGAAGCCGAAAAAAACUCCAAGAUAUGUUUUAAUUCCACAUUUUGCAAAGCUUUUCUUCGGCUGCAUUGCAGCCAUCGUCAGUGGAAUGAUGUAUGCCAUGUACCUUUCAACGUACCACGAACGCAGAUUUUGGUUCUCUGGCAGGCCGGAGCUUGAGCGAGAAAUCACCUUUCAGGGCGAUAGUGCUGUUUACUACUCAUUUUAUAAGGAAUUGUUAAAGGCACCUUCCUUUGAAAGAGGUGUGUAUGAACUUACCCGGGAUAACAGAACUCUGUCAUUGAAGACCAUGAAUGCAGUGCAAAAAAUGACCUUAUAUCCUGAGUUGAUUGCCAGUGCAUUAUAUCAAGCAUCUGGCAGUGAAGAAGUUAUAGAGCCAGUCUAUUUUUACAUUGGCAUAGUGUUUGGGCUUCAGGGGAUUUAUGUGACCGCGCUGUUCGUAACCAGCUGGCUGAUGAGCGGCACUUGGCUAGCAGGGAUGCUAACAGUUGCCUGGUUCAUUAUUAACAGGGCAGAUACAACCAGAAUAGACUACUCAAUUCCAUCAAGGGAAAAUUGGGCUCUCCCGUAUUUUGCAUGUCAGGUUGCAGCUCUUACAGGCUACUUAAAGAGCAGCACAAAUUCUUCCGCUGAGAGAUUUUCCUACCUGUUGGUGAGCGCUUCAACAUACACUUUUAUGUUGAUGUGGGAAUACAGUCACUAUCUGUUGUUUGUUCAGGCUGUGUGUCUCUUCUUGCUAGACACCGUAUCGCCUGCACAGACUGAAAAGGUACAUGAAGUGUACAAAAUCUACGGAUUUUCUGUCUUCCUGGGCUACAUUUUGCAAUUUGAGAAUCCGGCUUUAUUAAUCUCUCCACUGUUGAGCCUUGUUACUGCUGUACUGCUUGCAAAAUGCCUCCAGAUGAAUACCAAAAAAGGGACACUUUUUUCAAGAAUGCUGAAAGUGUUUUAUUUUUAUUUUGUAUCCACAAUAACAGUAACAUUGAAUCUUGUAGUGAAGACAUUUGUUCCACAUAAAGAAAAUGAGCAUUUGAUGAAAGUUCUUGAAAUAAAAUUGGGUUUAAACAAAACAAAGAACUUCACAAUGAACUGGCUCCUUUGUCAAGAGUCACUUCAGACACCAUCUCAGGAGUUCUUUCUGCGGCUCACUCAGUCCUCACUGUUGCCUUUCUAUGUUUUAGUGCUCAUCAUUUGCCUUUUCUCUGUAGGGCAAGUCAUUUUUAGGAGAACUAGUGGUGAAUCGGUCAGAGAAACAUCUACCCUUGAGAGUGGGAGGAUUGGAGAAAGGCCAGAAGUUGUGUAUCAUGUGUUGCACACCAUUUCAUUGGGGUCACUUACAAUGAUGAUGGAAGGAAUGAAGUAUUUGUGGACCCCUUACAUUUGCAUGCUUGCAGCUUUUGGGGUGUGCUCCCCUGAGCUCUGGAUGACCCUCUUCAAGUGGGUGCGACUGAAAGCUGUACACCCCAUCUUGCUGGCUCUAAUCCUGAGCAUGGCUGUUCCUACUAUCAUAGGUUUCAGCCUGUGGAAGGAGUUUUUUCCUAGGAUAAUGGCAGAACUUGCAGAACUGCAAGAAUUUUAUGACCCUGAUACAGUAGGACUCAUGACCUGGAUAAAAAGGCAGGCGCCUAUUGCCGCUGUGUUUGCUGGUAGCCCACAGCUCAUGGGCGUGAUCAAGCUGUGCACUGGAUGGACGGUGACAAAUCUGCCCGUGUACAGUGAUGAAGACCUGCAGAAGAGGAAUGAGAAUAUUUUCCAGAUCUAUUCCAAAAGAUCAGCUGAAGAUAUUUAUAAGAUACUGACAUCAUACAAAGCAACUUACUUGGUUAUAGAGGAUUCGAUUUGCAAUGAAGUUGGGCCUGUGAGAGGGUGCCGGAUCAAAGACUUACUGGAUAUUGCUAAUGGACACGUAUAUUGCGAAGAAAGUGACAGCUAUGGCUAUUCAAAAUACGGACGAUUUUGUCAGGAGAUUAAAAUGAACUAUUCUCCAUACGUGAAUUACUUCACUCGAGUAUAUUGGAACAGGUCAUACUUUGUAUAUAAAAUCAACACUGUGAUAUCCUUCCAGUCCUGAGAAGUCAUGGAGACCUUCAAAGACUGACAUUAGGGGGCAAAAUUCUUCAACUGGGAUGAGGUCAUUUUACAAAGUGUGCUUUUUCUAUAUUGCGCGUAUGACAUAUAGACACACACAUCAAGUGAGAACAUGCAAAUGCCCACACGUUGACCCAACUGGAAUACUGCAGACUGAGUGUUGUAUAGCAAAACGGAGAAACUUGCUUCAGGACCUUGGGAAAUUCUGAUCGAUGUUGCAAGAUACAACUGUCUUCCACAUUUUUGAAUACCUCUUAUUGACGUCUUAGUUGUAAUAACCUUAUUUUUGUGUGUGCUGCUGCUCUUUUUUCACUGUUAUAGCAAUUAACUGUGUUUUUAACUAGACCUAUUUACUCUGGCAAAUGCAAAAUAAGUGACGUGAACAUACGGAGCACGAUCCUGACACUAUGCAUAUACAUCUGGAGGCCUUUUUGUGUGUGUGGUCUCCUUUUGCAACUGCUCCAAUUGCUUUCUAAAUUCAGGAAAGUUUUUAAAAAGCAGUUUGGCUUUGAUUUGGGUGACUGAUGAAUCAAAAUAGGGUCAUGGUGGAAGUAGGUGAGCACAUGCCUUCUCUCUUACCUGAUAUUUCUUAGGUGCGACUGGUGGCUGCGUUGUUCAAGACAUUGGUAGGUCUCAUGGAUUUUUAAUGGAGUGUGAUUGUAACCUGUGAAAGAAAGAAAUACAGUCGAUUAUGCAUCUUUUUACUAUUAAAAAUAUCCUCAGUAAGAGCUGGCAAAUGUCUGAUUUUUUCCCCUAUAUGAAUAGUUGUAUUCCAGGUCUGUUUUUUUUAAGACCUGCAAGUUGUAGUAAAUGGACAAUUCAUUCUCCAAACAUGAAGAGGGCUUAGAUUUUGUGGAUUUCAGCCACUUCACGGAACUGUGUGCCUGCUUGACCCAUGACCAGUGGCAUUUACCAUUUGGCUCCAUUCGCCUUGCUAAAAUAUUUUUUGGUGAAUUAGAGUUUAAAAAUCCACACACUGCAAGUCAAGCUAAUAACUGCAUGCUUGGUUAUUUAAAAUAAACUAAAAGAAUUUUAAUUUGGUAUCUCUUGUCCUGGUUAUCUUGCAUCUCUCCCUUGUUUUCCCCUCUGAGCUUGUUCCUGCAGUCCUUAAACAAACUUAAGCAUUUUUACUUUGAGGGCUUUGAAAAUAUUCCCUGGAUACCUUACAGGAAGGCAUUUUAUCCAAAGAUUAGACGUGAAUUCCUCUUCAGACUUUAUGCAUCUGUCAUACAUAAAUGAGAAAGGAGCCAAGGACAGCAAAAUAUAUGUAUAUAUUAAAAACUGAGUAUGUGUACUUCUAUCAGAUGCAUUUUGUGUAGUGUUUAUUGAGUGAUCAUUGGUGCCUAUAUAUGCCAGUCAAACAACUCGAAUGCAAGGUUUUGAAAAAUAAUUUGUGGUCGUAAGGUUUUGAAAAAAAUUCAUGGUUGUCUGGUCAUUUGUUUUGAUGGUUGUUAAAUUGAGCUUGGAGAACUCUCACCAUGGAGGGAAGGGGGAACACCCCAAAACGAUCUGUAGAAUUUUAAUCAUAGUGGGGUUGUGAUUUGCCUUACAACAGAAGUAGCUUUGAGAUGCAUUCGUUUCAGUAAGAUUUGUGUGUGUGUGCUAUGUGCUAGACCUUAGACUAUUCUAGUAAGUUUCUGCCUCUGCACUGAAUUGCUUUUGUUGCUGCAGUAAAGUAUUGCAGAUGUGGUUUCUCUUGUGCUACUGCAAAGGAAAUUUUAACUUUUUUUACAUCUGAGAAUAAGGUGUACUUGUAUAAAUGGUGCUUUUAGUCCAUUUUUGGGGGAAUAACCCCCCCAAAUCCCUAUCAACCAGGAUCUUCUGCUGGGCAGUCUCCUUUCAUUUCUGUGGACUUUCAGUCCACAUAGAAAUUAGUAUAUACUGCACAGCAACAUGAUGCAUCUAGUCCACUCUGAUAAGCUGUAACAGAAUGUCAUUAGCAGGUAUAAACUAGUACCCUGUGCAUCAUUCUCUAGUUCAUACCUGAUGCUCUUAUGCGUUAACAGUUAUUGACUCAGCUGUAACAAACCUAGUAGCGUUAUUCAGAGUGCAGUAUUUUAGUUUAGCUCCUGUAAAGGGCUUCGUUUUGAGUAUUACUUCAGUGAUGAGUGCGGGUCACAUUUGGAGAUUCACAUAACACUUGUUUGUUUUAGUGAGCCACAGAGCUGUUCUAUUUACAGAAGAUAAAUCUCUUUUCCUGGUAUGGCUCUUCCAUUUUUCUCUCAUCUGAGCUUUAAUGCUUGAGCCUUACUGUCAUGCCUGUGGUGAUUCUAUGUACUGCUUAACAUCGAUCUCUCUUUUUUUGCUGGAAUAGAAUCAAAAUCUGAAGAAUUUCAAGUUUGUUUUCAGCUUUGGAGAGUUAUUACAGCAUGGAGUUGUGAGAGUUAACUACAACAUGGAGUUGUGAGAUUUCAGAAAACAAGUUUAUGUGAGAGUAGAUGGACUACUGGGGUUGCUAGCUACGGAGCAAGAAUUUUUAAAUAGUUCUAGCUAGUAUUUUUUAAUCUCUUGAAAAGCAACUGAAGCAAACUGUAAAAUAGCAGAUCUCUUAUGCUGGCUGUUGAGUAGCCAGAAAGGGAUGGAGGGAGGGAGAGAAAACUGUGUGUGAGAGAGAGAUUUGAUCACGUCUGUAAAAUACAGCAAUUUUCCUGAUAUGCCCUGAAGUCUUUAGAGGUAUUAAAAUGUAGAAAUUUUGUAAGCAGCACCCUGUUAUUUAUCAUACAUUUUAUGUUUCUGGUGAAAGGAGAAAUAAAUGUAGUCCUAAAAAAAAAAGAUUGACAUGUUUCACACCUCUGGCUGUUGAUGUAAUCCACUUGGAAAAUGUGCCUUGGGAACUUUUUAUUAAAGCAAUGAGCAAAAACCUUCACUCAGCA
Heteronotia binoei (common prickly gecko) is the source of this 5510-nucleotide messenger RNA. RefSeq names its product dpy-19 like 4 (gene DPY19L4). The coding region runs from base 458 to 2620 and encodes 720 amino acids. Gene Ontology annotation, cellular component: nuclear inner membrane. The transcript has 19 exons. NCBI's taxonomy places the organism in Eukaryota, Metazoa, Chordata, Lepidosauria, Squamata, Gekkonidae. The record is from RefSeq and is a predicted model, not a curated record. Gene Ontology annotation, molecular function: mannosyltransferase activity.